Messenger RNA from Trematosphaeria pertusa, 222 nucleotides. RefSeq lists its product as uncharacterized. Lineage: Eukaryota; Fungi; Ascomycota; Dothideomycetes; Pleosporales; Trematosphaeriaceae. The annotation marks the transcript as partial. The transcript has a single exon. The record is from RefSeq and is a predicted model, not a curated record.
GACGGGCGACUGUCCUACGACGAACGAACUUUCCGCUACACUCGCACGUCAAGCAGAAACAAGCACUUCGACAGUCAGCACCUGCCAAGCCUGACCGGGCUCCUGGCCCAGAACCUCCUGGCGUGUGCUCAUCCCAAGUGCACCAAGAUGGUCUGCAAGUUCAGGAACAUGGACGAGUACAGGGCCCACCAACCGAGGGUGCACCACAUCGAGCUCCGGCCU